AGUCUGUUGCGAAUCACGUGGUGGCUAUGUUGGUUUCACGGUAGAGGUUGUGGUGAUGUGGUGGGCACGAAGGUGGUUUUGAUGGGGCUUGGCUGUGGUUUUAGCUGGUGGCUAGGUGAAGCUUUUGAAUUAGUGGGUUUUACUCAACAUCAAAAAUAAGUGUCACAAGGGGGGUGUAGAGCUUAAUUUAGUGCGCAGUCAAUAUGGCUAUGUAUGUCCGUGUUAAGCGUAGUAAGACAACUUACUUUAUACGGUGUGAUCCAACUGAAACAAUUCUGGACAUAAAGGAGAAAUUGCAUGUCCUCACUGAACAUCCAGUUAAUAAUCAGCGUUUGAUCCUAGUUGGUACUGGGGAAAUAUUAGAGGAUUCAAAGACAUUGGCAGAUCAGAAGGUUGAAAACGAUGCAGUUGUGGCACUGACCUUGAGAAAAGAUGAUAACGAGUUUGAGGAGGUGAACAUUGUACGGCCAAAUGACUUCUACCAAUCUCGUGAUGGAGAUGGUGGCAAUUGGUAGCAAGACUCAGGGAUAUAAUCCCUGUCGAGGAAAACUACCUUCUAAUCGAUUAAUGGCAUCUUGAAUGGUCAUUUGCUUCGUGUCCAAUAAAUAUUCAUAUACUUGUCAAUUCUCUAAUGUUCUGUUCAAGAAAUGCACACCAAAUUUAGGAAAAGCAUUUUGGUUGCUGAGUGGAACUUAAACCUUGAUAUUACUUAAGGGGUUGGUUAUUUA
Molecule: messenger RNA, 728 nt
Organism: Corylus avellana
Lineage: Eukaryota; Viridiplantae; Streptophyta; Magnoliopsida; Fagales; Betulaceae
Source: RefSeq, a predicted model, not a curated record